Messenger RNA from Brugia pahangi, 243 nucleotides. The record is from the annotation of a GenBank genome assembly. Lineage: Eukaryota; Metazoa; Nematoda; Chromadorea; Rhabditida; Onchocercidae.
AUGAAUUCAGAAAAAAUACAAAUCAGUAAUUAUGGCAUCACAAAUUUGUCACCAGCAGAUUUAUGCGAUGUUGUCCAAUCAUGCCUAUUGAAUCACAAAACAAAUAACGCAACGGCUAAAAUGGUUUUACAAUUCUUUUGUUCAUAUACAAUAUGGUUCGAUUGCUUUUAUGGAAAAUAUAUGAUAUCAAACCGAAAACGAAACUUUCCAAAUACCUUUGGGAUUUUGGAGCUGUUUCGGUGA